Molecule: messenger RNA, 1265 nt
Organism: Lethenteron reissneri (Far Eastern brook lamprey)
Lineage: Eukaryota; Metazoa; Chordata; Hyperoartia; Petromyzontiformes; Petromyzontidae
Product: aerolysin-like protein
Source: RefSeq, a predicted model, not a curated record
UCGUGCGGUGACUCAUGACGAUUGGCCUCCUGGGUGAGGCGAAGUUGGCAGGAUGAUGAGUAGGUGCGCAACGCCAACAACGCAGCUCUCAUUGUUACGUCACGCGGCGGGAGGAGCUGGCUCUCCCGUAUAAAGGAGGGAGCGACUGACACAGGGACAUCUGCUCUUCGCGGAGUCGACUGCUUUCACGUGAGUGGUCGAAACCAUGGUGUACCCGACCACACUUCACAUCAUUGGCGGCCAAGGUGGAAACGCGUUCUCGUUCAACGGGCAGGAGAAUGCGGCGACGCUGCAGAAGCUCUCUGUGAGCGUUGGGGGAUGGCAGGUGAGGGGCGUGCAGGUGUGGCUGACGGACGGGCGCAGGGAGACAUUCGGCGCCAUGGACUCCUCCGCUAAGGAGUUCGAAUUCGAGUCGGGCGAGUUCAUCAAGAGCCUCUCGCUGUGGGGCAACGGAGCCGGCACUCGCCUGGGCGCUAUCAAGUUCAUAACGAGCCGCAGCCGCGAGUUCUUUGCCAAGAUGACGGACUGGGGGCUCAAGACCGAGUACAAGAUCGACGUGGGCUCUGGCAUCUGCCUGGGUGUUCAGGGCCGAGGGGGGUCCGACAUUGACUCCAUGGGCUUCAUCUUCAUCAAUGCCAUAAAGUCGUCGGUGAUCCAGGACAUGAAGUACCCGACCAUGCACCAAAUUCUGCCCAACGUGCAGAUGGAGGAGAUCAAAGAAAUGGAGUACAAGAACGACACCAGCAUCGUGCAAUCGUACACCUUCGAGAGCUCCAAGAAGAUCAUUAAAAAGUCAUCGUGGUCCACCACCAACAAGAUCGAGUCCACCUUCAGCCUGUCGGUGAAGGCCGGCAUCCCCGAGGUCAUGGAGGUGGAGACCGGAUUCAGCUUCACCGUGGGCAGUGAGAGCACGCACGCGGUAGAGGAGUCCGAGGAGAAGACGGAAACGCUCACGUUCCCCGUCACUGUCCCGACGCACAAGACCGUCACCGUGGUCGCCAACAUCGGGCGCGCCGACAUCGACCUUCCGUACACGGCCCUGCUGCGCAUCACCUGCAUGAAUGGCGCAUCCCUUGAUGCUCCCCUGAGCGGCAUCUACAAGGGGCUCACCUACACCAAGAUGACCGCCGUUGCUACCGAGAGCUAGAGCGGCGUUUCGCAGCACCCCUUUUUUUGAUUUGGUGAUGUUGAUGAAGUGUUCUAAAGGAAAGUGCUUCUUUGGCUGUGUAAAAUUCACCAAUAAAAAAGGCCUACAUUGAACCGUU